This is a messenger RNA of Micropterus dolomieu (smallmouth bass), 768 nucleotides long. Its product is annotated as uromodulin-like 1. The record is from RefSeq and is a predicted model, not a curated record. Lineage: Eukaryota; Metazoa; Chordata; Actinopteri; Centrarchiformes; Centrarchidae. Bases 1 to 495 code for a protein of 164 amino acids. The transcript has 4 exons.
AUGGAGGAACAAACCCAGAGGUUAGCAGCGGAACCAGCGGGGAUCACACUGCUGCCCAGUGCCCUGUCAACCAGUGCCAGCUUCACCAUCAGUCUGUUCCAAAUGAUUAAUUACUCAGUAGUGUACCUACACUGCGAUCUCAGUGUCUGCCUGAGGAACGGCUCUGACUGUGAAAGGCAGUGCCUUCAGCAGAGGAGUGCAUUUUCCUUAGAGGGUCCAGAGGCUGUUGUCACCAAUCUCAGGAAUCGUAUAUCCUUUGGUCCCAUGUUGAAAGACGUGAAGAAUUCUACUGUCCCGGAGGAGAUAGACCCAUCAGAGCUGGACUUGGUUCUGGUCAUUGUUAGCUUGGUGGCUGGCUCCUCAGUGGUCACAGUGACACUGCUGCUGGUGUGGCUGGCCUACCGUCGCCGGGCAAUCUGGCUGCUCCACUCGGCAGCGCCGCCACGAGCCUGCUGUGGCUGUCUGCGCCCAGGAGGUGACUUGAUCCUACCGUGACCAAGGAGGAACCACUGCCAAUUACACUGAUCACGUCCUCACCAAAAUAGCAGCCGACAAUUACAUUAGUCAACAGACAGUGGAGCAGUCAAUCAUAUUAUCCAUAGAGCAGAGGCGGCCAGUCAGCCGGUAUAGGCCAGACUAGAUGAUGAGAAGCAAUCCAAUUUACACCUCCUCUCAUAGGUGACACAGCUGUUGCAGUUGAAUUCCACACUUAACCACGAGCAGUCUAUUAUCAUUCACUGGAAAUAAACACCAUCCUCAAAUAGAAAA